Messenger RNA from Malus domestica (apple), 837 nucleotides. NCBI's taxonomy places the organism in Eukaryota, Viridiplantae, Streptophyta, Magnoliopsida, Rosales, Rosaceae. The record is from RefSeq and is a predicted model, not a curated record.
AUGAUCAUGAAAGAAGACCUAACUCUAGCAUAUUCCUUUGCCUUGGCAGAGAAGCAUGCACUUUGGGACGAGGCUCAACAAGCAGAAAAUGCGCCCGAGCAGCCUCGAAAAGAGUCGAUAGCUGUUCAAAGGAAAGAGGACGGGAAGCAACCCAACAAGGGCAGGCAGAAAGUCAAGCGAGAUACUUCCAAGUUGGACCACACCAAGUAUUGCGCAUUCCACCGAGGUCCUGGUCACACAACCUACGACUGCUACACUUGGAAGAACUACCUAGAGAAGCUCGUGAAAGAAGGCAAAGUCGAUAGAUACUUGGACAAGCCAGCUGUGCAACCAAGAAGGAAUGCAGAUGGUGAUGAAGAGCCGUCAACCAAGAUGAUUCGAAUCAAUGACAUUUUCGUCGAAUCCGAGCACUUGAGGGCCACUAAUAACUCUAAAAAGAGGAAAAUUCAACAGGCUUUACUAAUCUCACAAGUCCAAUCAGUCGAUACCCAACCUGGACCCAUUAUUGGCUUCACUGAGCAGGAUGUAGAAGGCGUCGAUUUCCCACAUGACGAUGCACUAGUAGUAUCUGUCCAAUUAGCCCAUGCUAUAGUCGACAAGAUGAUGGUUGACAAUGGAAGUGCAGUUAACUUAAUUCAACUCUUAGUCAUUCAGAAGAUGGGCCUGGAAAGCACAAUCAUACGUCGAGCAAAGGUACUUACCGAAUUCAACGGAUACACCUCAACUAUCAUCGGCCACAUCACACUUGAUGUGAAAACACCGCCUGUCGUCUCAAAGAAAACGUUCACGAUUGUAAGCGAUCCAUCUCCCUACAAUGGGAUUCUUAGGAGACCUUAG